GAUUUCCAGUAUUUAGGGAAUUUUAUUAGACAAACUGACAAACUCAAUACAACUGUACCUGUCCCAUACUGAGAGGUAAAUCUGCACUGAGCUUUGUAUUCAUGUCAUUUACUGCUGUGGUUCAUAUGUAGAACAAACAGAUACAAGCAAGUGAAUCUAAAUAGGCACAAAUGACAGUUGAUACUGUACCUGUACACAUAAAACAAUCUCUGAUGUGAAUAAACGCUAUCAGUAUGACAGGUGGACGCUGUUCAAUCCUGUAUUUUUCAGUGUGUCAUCUAGAUGAGCUUAAGAACAGAAGGAUUUCCACAAAAAUAAACGUUACGUUAUAGAAACGAGGAUAUAAACAACGCACUCGUAAAAGUUCAACUUAAUAAACUUAGCCUCGGUGGGUUACUCGAAACUCUUCUCGUCACCCUCCCCGUCGACGUUACGUACGCAGCCGUGGCGUGCCUGCAAGCCAAAUAACAUGGAGUCCUCUGUCUGGCAUCUCCAAGGGAUCCAUGCAAAAAACCUGAGCGGCGAUUAAAAAGAGCAAGUUUGUCCAUGGGAGCAGUCAAAGCCUCUCGCGAGCAUCGUCUCGGGGCGUAAAGCGUCAGCUCCGUCUUCAAACUAUGACGAACGGUGCUUAAACAGCCCAGCCUUUAUCCCUGCGAUCCGCAAAACCAGGCCGAUUUCAGAAGAGGAGGCUACACAAUGUAGGCAGACUGGUCACCAGUGGGACUCCAUACUGUUCUCUGGGGUACCAUGGAGCCAGAGGGACCGCUGACCCCAGGGACCAGUUAUGGGCCCCCACCCUUCAACUCAGCACAAACCUUCCUCAGCUGCACCUUACAGUCCUCAUGCUCUCCAAAUGGGAGAGACAGCCUGAUGUCUGCCAAAUGCUCGUGGGGCCAUGCUGGAGAUGAGGACUCCGUGCAGACUGAGGGCACUCAGCCCAGUGCAGACCCGGGGAAGAGCGCACAGAGGAGAUUCAGGUCCUCAGCCUUUCCUUCCUCUCUAAGCUGGGACUCUGAUUCUGAGAAAGAAACGCUAGAUGAGGAGGAGCUACAGCACUUUUCUAACCCUCAUGGUCUGGCUGCUCACAGCCCAGGAUCUCCUUCUGCUGGACUCAGACUUGAUAGUGAAGAUAACCAGGAACGUGAAAAAGUGCAGCACUUGCAUAGCAAAACGGAUACAUCCACCCCUGUGGAGGGGCAUGAUGACAACAAUGAGAGCACAAAGACAGAGGAGCCAAAUACAUCUAAGCUUGGCCCAGCAGAAUUGGCAGACAGCAAAGUCUGGAAUGCAUCUGACGGAGAUGAGCUGUUUCUGUCCAAAGUAAAACUAAAGGAAGGUUGCCAAAUGGAGGAGGAGGCGGACAACAGUGAGGGAGAUGAGGAAGAGAAAAAGCCCAAGGGAAAGGAAACCAAGGAAGCUGAGAGAGAUGUGUACACCUUCCCUGGAGAUUCAGACCCUGAGAGUCCCCCUCCUGCCCCCUGGGCUCAUUGCACAUUCAUUCAGCGGUGCAGAAAGAAGAGGGUGCUGCUCAGGCCUUUUUCUGGACUUGGCUCCUUGAAGCGCACAUCACCUGAGACUGGCCAGCAGAGAGUGAGCCUUCAGAAAUCAAAAACCUCUGAGAUGGCCCAGCUGAAUCGAGGCGCAGGGGUGUAUGACUUUGAGGAAGUCAGUUUUGGAGAGGGAGCGGUGGAAGAACCGAUCAAGUUCAGAGACAGAGGAGGGAAAAGAGACAAAGAAGAAGAAAGUGGGGUAGAGCCAGGUAGAGAAAUUUUCACCUGUGUGGAAUGUAGCAUUUACUUCAAGAAGCAAGUCCACCUGCAGGAGCACAUGGUUGAGCACUGUCAGAGUGGUUCAGGCGGUGGCAGGCGUUUAGGAAAGGGCGGUCGUUUUCGGUGUGUUGAGUGUGGAUGGAACUUGCCAAAUCGGCUUGCACUGGCAGACCACCACAAAAGGCACCAGGAAUCUCGUCUAAAGAUCCUGGAGGAGAUUGAGAAACUGAAUGAACAUGGGAAGACGAGAGAGAAUCAGAAACUGGACAGUAAGGUUGUUAUGCAAGAUGCAAGUGCAGUCUCAAUUGCAGGCAAAGUGUCAGAUCCAGAAAUAGGCACAUCUCCACCUCUAUCCCCAGCCCCAGUUUCAACACAAGAGGCAGACCCAGCACUCGUUCACUCAGACGCAACUCCUCCAAAUUCAGUUCGAUCUACGGCUCAGGCCCGAGCUGUCUCUGCCUACCGCCGUCGCUUCGUCUGCACCAAGUGUAACUUCAGCACAAGAACCUCCCAGGCACUGGCUAAUCACUCCAAGACCCACAACAGAAAAAAACCUGCUCUCCAGGCUGACUCUCCAGCUCCUGGUUCGCCGUCGUGUUUAGCAUCCACUUCCCUGGCCUGUGGUCAUUGUGCCUUCCUGACCUCAAGUCAAACCGUACUGAGGGAACACCAGAAACUUGCUCACCCGGGACAGUUCUCCAUCAGCGGGGCGCAGGCAGACGAGCCUGGCCAGCAUGCGCAGUCUAAUGUGGGCACUCAAAUUUCUAAACCCAUCCUUGAUUCUGACCGCCUCUCUGGAUCCAGAUCCCCUCCCGAUGCAGCUCAAGGCAAAAGCCAGCAAGGAGUCACUGCCUCCGAGGACAGCACAACACCAGACGGCGCUGCAGCUCAGCCCGCAGGCCAGGUGGUCUUCAAGUGUGUUGGGAACAGGAGAUUCAGCAGGAGAGGAAAGGCUUGGACUGAGUUGGCCAAGUUUCACCCCAGACUGGAUGAUGACAAGCUGCCUGAGAGUGAAGAAGAAGCACAGGAUGAGUAUCAGAGCACAGAGCUUGACAGUGAAUUGUCCCAACAAGAAGCCAGCUCACCAGGAGGAGUGAAACGACACAGUAGAGCGAGAUCCAGCACAGAUGACUCUUCAGCUCAAAGUGGUACAUUAUUGCUCCCGCCUAAGAAGAAUGUGAAGGACGAAGGCAAGCAGGAAGUGGAGAAAGAUGGAAAGGUUUUCUUUUUGAGGAGGAGCACCCGGGUUACUGCUGCUCCUGCAGAAAUUGACAGUGAUGAUGAUGAUGACGACAUUGACGAGGAGCGUGUGCGACGUUUUCUGUCAGAGGGCAUCUUGGAUGAAGACAAAGACGAGAUUGAUGAGGACGCAGAGGCGCUGAAGAGUGUGGAGAGGAAGUGCCCCUACUGCCCUGAUCGAUUUCAUAAUGGCAUUGGGCUUGCCAAUCACGUGAGAGGCCACCUGAACCGAGUAGGCGUCAGCUACAAUGUGCGUCACUUCAUAUCCCCCGAGGAAGUCAAUGCGAUUGAGAAGAAGUUCUCCUAUCAGAAGAAGAAAAAAAAAGUUGCCAACUUUGACCCGGACACAUUCAGUGUGAUGCAUUGUGAGUUCUGCAGCGCUGGCUUCGACACCCGGGCCGGCCUGUCCAGCCACGCCCGGGCUCACCUCCGUGACUUUGGGAUCACUAACUGGGAUGUUACCAUCUCGCCAAUCCACAUCCUGAGGGAGUUGUUCUCCAGCAGGCCCGACCUCGUAAUUCCCACAGCUCCCCCCCGGAGCCUCGCCUCUCCGCAGGAGGAGGGUGAUGAGGAUGAGGAGGAAGAGGAGGAAGAGGAGGGAAUCGCUCAGGUAAAGCUGGAGGGGGAGACAAGUGAAAGGACGCUGAGUGCUGCUGUUUCUGAUGCACUGCCUUCAUCUCCUCAACACUGGAAGAAGGAGGAGAGUGAAGAGUGUGAGGGGGAUGAGGAGGAAGCAGCUGAGGAAGAGGAUGAGGAGGAGUUGCAGCUCCCUGCUCUGGAUGGUCUGAGCUCAAGCCCUGGGAAAACAGGGCUGUGCGGCGUGGACGCAGGCAGCCUCUCUCCCGGGGAGGAUGCAGACACCAAGGUCCACAACUUGAAGUGUGAGGUGUGUGGAGCUCAGUUUGAGACCAGACGGGGAUUGUCCAGCCACGCCCGCUCUCACUUGCGCCAGCUGGGCAUCAGCGUCUCAGAGAGCAGCGGGGCACCCAUCGACCUCCUCUACCAAAUCGCCAAGGAACGCAACGCAGACAGCCAAAUAAGCUCAUCUCUUCUGGAGCCCCUCUCAGCCAAGAACUCCUCCCCUCCCGUUCCUCAAAAAGAUGAGGAUUUAGAAGACAUGGACUUAGAUGAGAAGCCGAUCCCCCUCUCCAUCCUGGCCAAAGCAGCAAAAGCAGCGCCGCCCUCUUCCUCCUCCACGCCUACACCUUCCCCCGGUGCCUCUCCAGCUCCGCCCCACUCUGGCUCCCCUUCCUCAGUAGUGAGGAAAGCCCCCAUUUCCUCUCUGCUGCCGGUGUCUUCCCCCUUGCGCUCCCCGGAGCACAAGGCUGGGGGAAUGAAAAGCUUGACCUCUAGCCUCUCUGCCCCGGCCACCAUCACUACAACCAAACCCCUCUGGGCUCCACAGGAGAACGAUGCUCCUCUCAACCUCACACUGGAGGUGGACCCCAACAAGGACAUUGUUUGUCAGCUGUGUGGCGCCUGGUUCGAGACACGGAAGGGCUUAUCCAGCCACGCCCGAGCCCACCUGCGGCACUUUGGGGUGGAGUACUCCGAAUCCAAGGGCUCUCCCAUCGAUCUCCUGAACCAGCUCAUUGAUACCGACGACUUCAAGCACAAAGCCAAUGCAUUGCAGCUUGACAGCCACGCAGAACCCCGGGGCCUCGCCACCGCGCUCUCCUCUCCGAAACAGCCCCUGCUGAGCCUCUCGUCCUCCUCCCCUUCAUCCCUCCUCUACAAGGUGACCACAGCUGGAGGCGGGUCGACGUCCAAAGCUACCUCUUCCUCUGCCUCGUCUUUACUUGGCCCGCCCGCCAAGCGUCCCAAGUCCUCUUCCAUGCAGGUCUUCCGCCUGAGCAGUGGAGAGCUCAUGGCCCUUCCACACAGUGAACCUCCAAAGGAAAUAGGCUGUGAGUUCUGCGGGGAAUAUUUUGAGAAUCGCAAAGGGCUCUCUAGCCACGCCCGCUCACACCUGCGCCAGAUGGGCAUCACUGAGUGGUCCGUCAACGGCUCCCCAAUUGACACCCUGAGGGAGAUCAUCACGAGGCGGGGCCUGCCCUGUGCCCUUCCUCUGAAACCUCUCAAAACUCCACCUCCGUCCUCUCCGGGACCCCCUCGUUCCCCUCUGUCAACCUCCUCCUCUCCCUCGGCCACACUCCUCAGUCGUCUGCCCUUCGCGUUCGCCCGACCUUCCAGUCCUCCGCAGCCCGCUGUGUCCAAAUCGAGCUCUGCUCCACCUACGUCUUCUGGUGGUCUGAUCCUCAAGCUGAAGCCUGAGCCGGUGCAGGUGGAGGUCACCACACCUGGAGCUGUAGGGAGAUCUGGGGGCCUCGCCACUGAACCUCUCAGCUGUAGCUGGAGCACCUCCGACAAUGUGUUCCCCCUCAACUUGGCCAUGGCCCAUGAAGUGGAACCUACAAGAGAUAUUCGCUGUGAGUUCUGCGGGGAAUAUUUCGAGAACCGCAAAGGCCUCUCCAGCCACGCCCGCUCCCACCUGCGCCAGAUGGGCAUUACAGAAUGGUCCGUCAACGGCUCGCCCAUCGACACCCUGAGGGAGGUUAUGCACAAGAGAGGGGCGGGUGCCUCUUCUCACUCGGACCAGGGAGUGAAGAAGGAGUCAAGCCAGGGAGCCAACAGUCCCCGAUGGGAGACCAGCGGGGGCGCCGGCAGUUCAGAGGGUUUGGGUGUCUCAGGCUACCAGUCGUCCAAAUAUCGUAAAUCUCCUCUCAGUUUGCUGCAGUCAGGGUCGAGGCUCCACAAGCAGGCCCUGGGGUCUGUAGGCCCAUCUGCCACCCCACCUGCAGGGAAGCUUUUCAGGAUGUCCCCGCUGGGGAAAAGACCUCUGUCAGAGGAGGCCCAGUCAGUGGAGACUUCCCACUCACCACCACAUCAGCUCAAGACUUUCUCACCUCUGCCACAUGAUUUCUCCUACAAACGAAAACCCUCCCCAGACAAGCAUGGACACCAGGAUCCCAGCUGUGAGUUGUGUGGGUUCUACUUUGAGAACCGUAAGGCUCUGGCCAGCCACGCACGAGCCCACCUGCGGCAGUUUGGCGUGACUGAGUGGUGUGUAAAUGGAUCCCCUAUUGAGACGCUUAGCGCUUGGAUGCGCAGCAGGCCACAGAAGGUUUUGGAGAUGCACCGCAGCUACAUGCAGGGGAACCGCUCUGCCCUCAAGAAGAAGAGCAGCUCACCUCUGACUGCAUCAGUGGAUUUUGAUCAUAUCCCCCCCAUCUCACCACAGAAGGCCUCUUCCUCCACGUCCUCCUCGUCCUCCUCCCAGUGGUCUUCGUCUUUGGCUGUAAGCCUGGUGCGACCACUGAGCCGUGAGGUCAGCCAGGGCUCUUCCAAGACCACAGAGGGUGAUGCCGGUACCAACUUGCAGGCCGCUGCCAUCAGGCCCGGCCGCAGCAGUCCCAGUCCCUCGCGGCUCGCCGGCGGCCUCCCACUUCAAGCACAGGUGGCACGUAGUGAGCUGAAUGUCCGCCUGCCUAGAGGUUUUGAGCGUCGGCCCUUGAAGCACCCGUCUUGUCCAGAUGGAACGGAAAGAGACAGCGGCCCUCCUAAGCCCCCCCGCACAGGCACCGUACCUGCCCUGGUGCCCAAACCACCCUCCUACCCACUGGUCAAACUGGUGGGCAAGUUCUACACCCUGAAGUGCCGGUUCUGUGAGGUGGAGUUUCACGGUCCACUGUCAGUGCAGGAGGACUGGAUCAGACACCUCCAGCAGCACAUCCUCAAGAUGAACUACAACAAGCCUGCUGCUCCCAAAGCGGCUUCCACUGAACCCCCUGCCCCGGCCGAUGACCCAGUCCCGGUCCAGGCCUCUGCCCUAGCCUCCACCUCUACCUCCAGUACCGCCUCCACCACACCUGCCCUCACCUCCACCCCAACCCGCACCACAGCUCCUAACAGCCGUUGCCCUACACCUCUAGCAGAAUGUGCUCCCACCCUCACUGCCACAGAGAUAGUAAAGGUCUCAGAGGAGCAGCCCACCUUAACUCCGACUCCUAUUCCCCUCCCUACCCAGAUGGUGUAAGCUCAAAUUCAUCGCUCACUGUCAUUUUACCCCUUUGUUUUGUCUUGCCUUUUCUUUUCGUCCAUCUGUUUCUUUCCUUUGGCCUUCACAAAGUGUUGUUGUGGAGGAGUGUUUCCCCUCCAAAGAGCCCUCUGAGCCCCAAGCACCUUUGAAGCAGCUUUCUAGACUGUUACUAAGUCCUGUUACCAUGGGAACGAAGCUCUCCUGGCUUAUCUGCGCACCAGGGAUUGUGGGAACUCUCAAGGUUAUGAGGAGAGAUGAACUAAUGUGUUCUGUUUGCCUUGUUUAUAUUGAAUGUCCAGGUGUUGAUUUGGACCGUUGCUGUACCUCUCCUCCCAUUCACUGAGGGGUUAGUGUAGUCCUAUAUAUACCCCCCCCCCCCUUUACAAACCGUGCAUUACUAAGACCUGUGACACUUUGGCCAUCUCUACCAGCAAGCUGGAAGCUCUGGCCUCAGCCUCUCACAGAGAGGUCUUGACUGAGAUUAACUGACAUUUAUAAUCAUGCUAGUCUUGUGGUUGAGACGUUAAACAUGUGGUAACACUUAGUGUUAAAAAAAAAAGCACUUUUAACGUUGACUUUGUCACUCAGCACUUACUUAAACACCCAUUUAAAUGGGUGAAAUUUGACUAAUUCUGAUUGGUUAAAGGAGCAAGAAGUGGAAGCACACCUAAAAAGGGAAGCCCCCCCCCCAGUUAACUUUAUAAUGUAAUGUCCCCAAAAUAUACAUUUUGCUUGAAUGUAGCUUAAAGCACCUAUUAAUACCUUAAUAUGCACACAAUCAAACAUAUGCCCCCAUGUUACUGUACCAUUGAAGUUUUACUUUGAAGUUGCUAUAACCAUGGUUGGCUAUUUUCAGCACAUAGGGCUGCUGUUGUGUUGAAGGCACAGUUGCUUUUUAAUCUUUGAGAUUUGAAAAAUGGGGCCAUAGAAAAUGUUCAAGGUUAUACAUUUCAAGUUUUUCCAUUCACAGUGUUUCCAUUUUCUUCCUGCCUUUUUCAAUGUAACCCAAAUUAUUAUUUAUUUAUUAUUAUGCAUCUGAAUGUGGUAAGCUAGGUCAUUUUAAAGCUAAAGUAGAUCUUUGGAAUGUUUGAAAAUAGGUCAGCGGUGCACUUUUGCUCAAGUGCACGAUGUGAGUGUGUGUCUUAGUUUGUAUGUUUGUGUACAUACAUAGCAAAUGUGCAUUUGUUUCCCAUUUUUAAAGAGAAAGACAGAAGUAAAACUGCUUGAUGGGAAGACGCCUCCUUAGCUCAAAGUGAACUAAAUUUGGGAGCCUGUCUGUAUGUAGUCCAAUCAGGACUUAUAUGCAUCCAUCACCGUGUUAGGAUGUGCCAAAGAGUCUGUUUACUUCCUUGUCUUGCCUCUGUAACAGCUGUUUACAUUGGACCUGAUGGUGGAGGAAACUCUGCACAGCUAUUGAGUUCCCCAAGGCUCCACACUGAACAAUGGACUGAACAAGUGGUGGUCUGCAUCCACAACACACACACGGCCGAGUUCCCCCAGUUUCAAAGACUCGGGCUACCGGAGCAGGUUCAUGGGACUCGCGUUGUUACUGUAGGGGUUAGAUUAUUCCAAUUAAACAUGAACACAAACCAAACUUGAUUUCAUGCAGGGCUCCUAAGAACUGCCAGCCCUCAGUCCAAACACAGAAACGCAUCUGACCUCGGGCUCCUGAGGCUGAAGUCUGCGGUCUGUUUCUUUCUACAUUGCUUCAGAGUGUGUUCAUAUCAACCUAGAACUGAAGCAAUAACUAAAGGGUCCAUGUAGGCUGAUGACCUUUUAAAGUUUGUUCCAGUGUUUGAACCAUGACUGUUCAAUCCAAAUGAUACCCCAACCCUUUUAUGGAGUAUAGAUACAUACUAUAUAACUACAUGUACUUAAGAAACUGUUGAUGCUAGUAGAGCUAUCAACAGUUCUAAUAGCAAGGUAGUUCAAAAAAUAAUAAGUGAUCUUAAUUCCUCUAGUGUGAUUUGAUUUCAACCUUUGAUGCUAUGUAUUUUUUAUUGCUCUGUGCAUUUCUGUAUUUGCAGUCCUGCAAGGUGAAUCUUAGAGUAUUUUUUAUUUUUAUCUGUUAGUCUCUCCAAGCUGAAACUUUGGUGCUGGUGAGAAUGUUGCAGGUCAGUGAGACGGCGAGCGACUGAACGUGAGGAAAACAUUUUAAUGUGAUUGUCACGUCCUGGUAUCAAAGGACUCUAAUAAGCAGGCCUUAAAGGGGACCACUUUGCACGGUGAGAUAUGAUCCUGUCUCUGCACUCACAGAGUAAUAGACGCCACGGCCUCUUGCAGGUCUGUGGCUACAUUUACUGUGUGAGAUGUGAAUUAAGAGGCUGGUGCAUUAGAGCUCCCUUUUAAGAUUACCUGAAUAAGCCUCAGCUGGUGUAACUGGCUGUUUAGUGUGUAUGUGUGUGUGUGCGUGUGUGUGUGUGUGUGAGUGUAUGUAUGAGUAAAAAAUGAGACCGUGAGAUGACGAUGAUAAAGAAGAAAAAGAUGCAGUUAAAGAAAGAACUGUACUGUACACAAAGGGUUAAGUUUUAAGUGAAUCAACAGAACAAACAAUAAAUGUGAUUUCAAUUUCA
Molecule: messenger RNA, 9620 nt
Organism: Lates calcarifer (barramundi perch)
Lineage: Eukaryota; Metazoa; Chordata; Actinopteri; Centropomidae
Gene: wizb
Product: WIZ zinc finger b
Exons: 17
Coding region: 748-7044 (2098 amino acids)
Biological process (GO): regulation of transcription by RNA polymerase II
Cellular component (GO): nucleus
Molecular function (GO): DNA-binding transcription factor activity, RNA polymerase II-specific; RNA polymerase II cis-regulatory region sequence-specific DNA binding
Source: RefSeq, a predicted model, not a curated record